Arabidopsis thaliana (thale cress) is the source of this 1715-nucleotide messenger RNA. RefSeq names its product MIZU-KUSSEI-like protein (Protein of unknown function, DUF617) (gene MIZ1). Gene Ontology annotation, biological process: hydrotropism. Lineage: Eukaryota; Viridiplantae; Streptophyta; Magnoliopsida; Brassicales; Brassicaceae. Bases 454 to 1347 code for a protein of 297 amino acids. Gene Ontology annotation, cellular component: endoplasmic reticulum membrane. The transcript has a single exon. The record is from RefSeq and is marked reviewed.
CAACUGCAUAUGGUAUAUAUAUAUGCCUAAUUAAUAAUUUUUGUCUCCAAAAAUGUACUUUAUAAAAUAAGCUAAUGAAAACAUAUAUUGCAAAAGAUAAUCAAUACACAUGCGUAUGGAUCCAGGAUGUGCGUAUUGGUAACAAGUAAUAUACUGUACUAAAUUACUAAUACUUAUAUUGUUAAACUAACUCUAUGUUUUCUAGCUGAUAAUGUUAUCCUUAAUAAACUAACAAUAUAUGUUUAAUUUUAUGGGGGCCUCCCAAAUGAUAAGCAAUAAAUAUUGAUGCAAAAUGUGUAUAAAUACACACACAAAUCGGCCACACCUCUUGAACACUCAUCAUCACUUUGGUCGGCCGCUUUCUUCCUUCCUUCCUCCUCAAAUAAUCUACACAUAUAUAACAUCCCUCUUAGUUUCUCUGUGGAUCCAUUGAGACAUAUAUCAUAAGUAACAAUGGUGCCAUACCAAGAACUCACUCUUCAGAGAAGCUUCAGCUACAACUCAAGAAAGAUCAAUCCAGUGACUUCUCCGGCGCGUAGCUCACACGUUCGUUCUCCUUCUUCCUCCGCCUUAAUCCCAAGCAUACCUGAGCACGAACUCUUCCUCGUUCCUUGCCGGAGAUGCUCCUAUGUCCCUCUCUCCUCCUCAUCGUCGGCCUCUCACAAUAUCGGGAAAUUUCACUUGAAGUUUUCUUUGCUCUUGCGUUCUUUCAUCAACAUCAUUAACAUCCCCGCUUGCAAAAUGCUCUCUCUUCCCUCUCCGCCGUCUUCUUCUUCCAGCGUCUCUAACCAACUGAUCUCACUCGUUACCGGUGGAUCCUCUUCUCUCGGGAGAAGAGUCACCGGGACUCUGUACGGACACAAAAGAGGCCACGUCACGUUUUCGGUCCAGUACAACCAAAGAUCCGACCCGGUCUUGCUCCUCGACCUGGCCAUGUCAACGGCAACUCUCGUCAAAGAGAUGUCGUCGGGGCUCGUCAGGAUCGCGUUGGAGUGCGAGAAGCGUCAUCGAUCAGGUACGAAGCUUUUCCAAGAGCCCAAAUGGACGAUGUACUGCAACGGGAGGAAGUGCGGCUACGCUGUGUCACGUGGCGGCGCGUGUACUGAUACAGAUUGGCGCGUGUUGAACACGGUAUCUAGGGUUACUGUUGGAGCCGGAGUUAUUCCGACGCCGAAAACUAUUGAUGACGUGUCCGGUGUUGGUAGUGGAACGGAGCUUGGUGAGUUGUUGUAUAUGAGAGGCAAAUUUGAACGAGUCGUUGGGAGCCGUGACUCGGAGGCGUUUUACAUGAUGAACCCGGACAAAAACGGAGGUCCAGAACUCAGUAUUUUUCUUCUUAGAAUAUAAUAAAGAAUAAAAUGGUUUUUAAAGAGAAUUUGACUUCUUAAAAGUUUGAAAAUGUCUUUAAAUGACGUAUUAUUAUGUAUAUGUAAUAUGAUUGCAAUGUUGUGUCAUGAGAUAUAUGUAAGCGAUAUUGAUAUGAAAGAAAGAGAGAGGGGCCUAGAGUAUGAUAAGGUUUUGUUUUUCUAGUUGUUUAUUUGAUGUGUGGUAUUUUUGUAUCUUUGUUAUUGAUCAAUAAGAAGAAAAGAAGGAUUUGAUUAUUAUUAGUUUGUGGUUGCUUAUAUGCAAGGCAUGAAGAUCCCCACAUGGUCCGUCAUGAUUAAUGCCAAAUUUAAGAUUCUUGUUGUCUUUUAUUAUAAUCUCUGUUUAAUUUG